CGUGGCGAAAGUCCUAACUCCUCUCCGGAGAGUACCUUUGACCGAAGACCCCCUGAUUCGAGUCGCGAACAGGGUCAAAAACCACUCGAAAACUCCAGGUCAUCAGCUAAUUAUUAUAAAAUAUGGAUUCGAGAUAAUAAGUUAAGAAAAAGAAUAAUAAAGAAAGAAACCUAGAAUAUUUAAGAGUCUUGACUAUGUCGCGCCCUUGUCCCGCGAAAGAUAGUACGCGUUGCCACCACCGCGCCAGCGCCGCAUGGGCGAAUCCGCAAAAUUCCCCACCGCGACGCAACAGGUAUGAGCGGGAACACGAGGUUCCGCCAUUAGAGUCCUUGUUGCACCGUGACACGCUCAACAUCGUCUCCGGAGAAACUCCCGGUGAGAAUCGUCCGGAAGAAUCCAGCAUCACCCCAAUCAAUGGAGAAAUCGGCUCAACGCGACUCUCCAGAGAUGCUUUGUUCCAUUUUCCCACCAGGGACUGCGCCGUGAGGACGAGCGCCGAUGGUUCAAGAAAUGAACAAGAAUAGUACAAUCAUUAGCCCCCUGGGUAGUCUAAUUUUUGAUCUACCACGAAUUGCUAAUUUUGGAAUUACCUGUCAGUUCGUCCCCAGAUAAGCUAUCACAUCAGCUGGGUGGCUAAUUUUAGUCUUUUUUGGGACUGAAAAAUAUAUAGUUUCUUUUAAAAAUAUAUUUUUGAAAUGUAUACUUUAUUUUCUUGUAAGAUUUGAAUAUAAUAUUGCACUCCAGCGAUGGUUGUAUGGAAGUAUGCAGACAUGAUAAUAAUAAUCAAAUAUUACCCUCAAUUGUCCUUGUUGUGUUUGAUAAUAUUUCAUCUCUUAAAAUUAAAUAUUUUAAAAAAGUCCAGCGAAAUCGUUCAACCAAAAUGCCUCGAUUUCCCAACAUCGGACAUCGGCCUCAGCCACGGAAUGCGAUGAGCAAAACCCGAAUAAUGCGGCGUCAAUAUCCAACCACCUGCACACGGGCAUUGACUGCAAUGGCACUUCCGACACUCGUCAAAAUUAAAAAUCAGUCUUGUCCAAGCAUCGAAAACGAGCACACCAAAGGGUAAACCCCUCGAAACUUGCAAUACCUGGUUCCCGAAUCAGUCAGUACCUCUGCCCGGCUUUUAUCUUUUGUUCCGAGUAUUGGGAAACUUAGUCAUAAAUCCGCACACCUUCGUAGUGACUGUUCCCACGGUCAGUUUCUUUAAAAGAAUUAUCUCACACGGUACCAUCCGACGGGUUGCAAAAUUAAACGUUACGGUUACAGUGUACGAUCGAGAGAGAGUGGACUCCAUUUAGAACAAACUACUACGAUAAGAAGGACAAAGAGCGGUGGAAAAGUCGGAAACAAGAGGUCAGAGCGGAGUGUGUCAGCAACUGCAAAAGUGAGUAACCCAAAUCACGCUACUUGGUAAUUUUGGGAUGUUUCAUUUUUGUCCGCCAUCUACAUCGCGAAGAUUCUGUUGAAACGUCAAAGAUAACUUGAUCCGUUAUUUUUCAGAGUUACAUAGGUAAUCACUAUCGGUAAACUUAUAAUUAUAUUGUUAAAACGACAUUGAAUAUUAUUCAGUCGUGUGAGAGUUUAUUCCAGUUUUAAUCCUCAAUCCCUUUAAUGAAACGGAUGUGCCUAGCAAGUUAAAGGUAAGGAUUCGCGCUAAACAAAAAUAAUUAUUUUAUUGCGCGGCUUUGAGAAUUAAAAUGAAUAUUUAAAGACGAAAUACCACCUCAAUUUUCUAUAUCCAACAUCGUCUUCCCAGUGUGAGAAACACUAAAGACUAAAACGUCUUUCUAUAUGUGAUCUGGGUAUUUUGCAAUAGAGGAUUGAAAAUAUAUCAAUUUUACACAGCUUUUUCGGACUUAUGACGCUGUGGACCAAACAUUCAGCCGUGGUUAAAUAUACGGUAUCAAUAUUUAUACAAAAUCAAUGAAAUAUUAACCACCGAUUUGUAGGGAACUCUGGGAAAUCCAUUGCA
Diachasmimorpha longicaudata is the source of this 1972-nucleotide messenger RNA. RefSeq lists its product as uncharacterized. The transcript is spliced from 2 exons. The record is from RefSeq and is a predicted model, not a curated record. The coding region runs from base 195 to 524 and encodes 109 amino acids. NCBI's taxonomy places the organism in Eukaryota, Metazoa, Arthropoda, Insecta, Hymenoptera, Braconidae.